CCACCCGCCCCAAACAGGGCAUUCUGUCUUGUCUUUUUCACUCCUUCGUGAUUCCCCCUUUCUCUCCUUCUUUACCCCCAAGUCACCCCCUUUUUCUAUCUUUUUUUCUUACCCUUUGCUCUUGGACUUUUUGCCUUGUUUUUCUUUUCUUUUUUUCUUUCCUUUCGGGGCCCUUCCACACAGCCUUAUAUCCCAGAAUAUCAAGGCCGAAAAUCCCACAUUUUCCGAUAACCCAGUUCAAAGCAGUUAUUGUGGGAUUUUCUGAUUUGUUAUGCUGGGUUAUAGGGCUGUGUGGAAGGGCCCUCGGUCUCUUCCCAGACCCCUUCCACAAGCCCACAUUAUAUGGCCCUGUGGAGUCAGAUAGCCCAGUUCAAGCAGAUAUUGUGAUAUUCUGGGUUAUACUACUGUGUUGAACGGCCCCCAGUUUAUUCCCCCCCCCCCCCUUCGUCUGCUUCCUCUCUUUCCCCCUCUCCCUUUUUUCACCUUUCACUUUUCACCGCUUCUUGGAUCAUUUCUUGGCUCGAUCUGCACUGCCAUAUACUGUCCGUGUAGUGCAUUAUUUGGCAGCCUAAGGCCCCUUCCACACAGCUGAAUAAAAUCCCACAUUUUUUGCUUUGAACUGGAAUUUAUGGCAGUGUGGAGUCAGAUAACUCAGCUCAAAGCAGAUAUUGUGGGAUUUUCUGCCUUGAUUUUCUGGGCUAUAUGGCUGUGUGGAAGGGCCCCUAGUUUUAUCCUCGCCUGCUUUCUCUCAUUCCCCCUCUCCCUUUUUUCUUCUUUCACUUUUCGCCGCUUCUUGGGUCAUUUAUUGGCUCGAUCUGCCCUGUCCGUAUAUGCAUUAUUUGGCAGCCAUGGCUUGAAAGGCAUUUCCCAUCCACAUUCUACGAAAGUAUCUCUGCGUGUAUGUGAUUUGUCUUUGGGUUGCUGUGAGUUUUCCGGGCUGUAUGGCCAUGUUCCAGAAGCAUUUUCUCCUGACGUUUCGCCCGCAUCUAUGGCAGGCAUCCUCAGCGGUUGUGAGGUCUGUUGAAAACUAUAUAUCUGUGGAAUGUCCAGGGUAGGAGAAAGAACUCUUGUUUGUUUGAGGCAAGUGUGAAUGUUGCAAUUGGCCAUUUUGAAUAGCAUUGAAUGGCCUUGCAGCUUCAAAGCCUGACUGCUUCCUGCCUGGGGGAUCCUUUGUUGGGAGGUGUUAGCUGGACCUGGUUGAUUCCACCUCGAUUAGCACGGAAUACCCUUUCAGUUUCAAGCUCUGGCUGGGGUGAGAAAAUGUUUCUGGGACGUGGCCAUACAGCCCGGGAAACUCACAGCAACUCAGAGAUUUCGGCCAUGAAAGCUUUCGACAACACAUUUGCUUGCAGCUCUCGAUGUCGGAUUGGGACGGUUUCCCACCAUCGCGCGUAUUUUGUGUUCGAGGAUUUUAAAAAGAAGGGUUCCCCCUACGACGCCCACCCGACGGGGAUGAGCGGGGCCCUCAGCUACCACCCCUACGGCAGCCCGGCCUACUCCUACCAGCUCAACGACCCGGCCUAUCGGAAGAACGCCACGCGCGACGCCACGGCCACGCUCAAGGCCUGGCUGCAAGAGCACCGCAAGAACCCCUACCCGACCAAAGGCGAGAAGAUCAUGCUGGCCAUCAUCACCAAGAUGACCCUCACUCAGGUCUCCACCUGGUUCGCCAACGCCCGCCGCCGCCUCAAGAAGGAGAACAAGAUGACCUGGGCGCCGAGGAACAAGAGCGAGGACGAGGACGAGGACUGCGACGGAGGAGGAGGAGGAGGGGGCCUGCGGGGCAAGGAGGAGGCCGCCUCCGACAAGGCCCGUGACAGCAACGAGACCUCAGCCGAGGACGAAGGCAUCAGCUUGCAGGUGGAUUCGCUGACGGACCACUCCUGCUCGGCGGAAUCGGACGGCGAGAAGGGUCCUUGCCGGCAGCUCUGCGAGUCCGGCUCGGAGUGCAAAGCCAAGUACCAGCAGCUCGAGGAGGACGACGAGGAAGAAGAGGAGGAAGACGAAGAAGACGACGAGGAAGGGGAGGAGAUCCUGCCCGUGAAGCCGGCCACCUCCUCGCCGCUGACCGGCGUCGAAGCCCCGCUCCUGGGCCACCCCUUGGGUGAGGAUGCGGCCCGCAGCGCCGCCAAGGCCGCCUUGGACGCCCGCAUCCCGCCGGCUUCGUCGUCGUCCUCGGCGCCCUCCUCGCAGAGCAAGCCCAAGCUCUGGUCGCUGGCCGAGAUCGCCACUUCGGACCUUAAGCAGCCUCAUCCGCAGCAGCCCUGCCCGCCCUCGUCCUCCUCGCCCGCCCCGCCGCACAGCGCGGCCUACUCGCCCUCCUCGCUCCUGGGCAGGCAUAUUUAUUACACGUCGCCUUUUUACGGCAACUACACGAACUAUGGGAACUUCAACGCCGCCCUCCAGGGACAAGGCAUCCUGAGGUACAACUCCGCCGCCGCUGCCGCUGCCGCUGCCGCCGCUGCUGUGGCUUCGGGCGACGGACUGAGCGGCAGCCAUUGCGGCGGAGCGUCCGCGCACAAGUCGGUCCCGGAGGCCGCGCUCAAGAGCCUCGCCGGGCAUUUGGAGCAGCACUACAAGUCCCCCGCUACAGACUCCAAAAAAGACCCCACUGAAGUGUGCACAGUAGGAGUACAACCAUACCUAUAGAAAGGCAAUCACACAGCAGCCAGGCAAUCCGCAUGUAACUGAAACAUUGUGGAUGAUCUGGUGUUUUCCUUGGUCCACAGGUAGGUGUCACAAUUGCUUUGAGAAAAGUCAACAAGCCAUCAUCUUUCCCCCAAGCUAAUCUAUCUAUCUCUAUGUCUAUCUCUAACUCUAAAUCCGGAUCACAUCUUGUGCCACUGUAUAAAAAGAAGACCACAGAACACUAUUAAAUCGACAAGAUCCUCUCUAAUUAUUAUUAAACCAGAAUUUUGUUGGACAUUAUGUGAGUUCGCUGGUAUAGUCUAGUUUCCCCCUAUGUAUGUGUGACUUUUAAAAAAGGAAGAAGAAGAAGAAGAAGGAAAAAAAGCUGUUUUUUUCUCAGGAUAUCUUGAAAUGAUCACUUCAUUGCCACGGUAUAUAUAUCUAUAUUCUGUAGGUGUGAUAGGAUUAUUGUACAAACUCUUUGUAAAAGAUACAUACAGUUAGGGGUUAAUUCAAGAAACCGGGACUGAAGAACUUGAGGACCGACAACAAAGUGGAAACAAAUUUGAUAUUUAUUUUUGUAAUGAUAUAAGAGCUUCUAGUAAUUUAUGCAAGUUGUAUUGCAAUGGAAUCCCAACUCUUUUGUAAAUAAAUUAUGCCUGGUUUUUAUUUGAGACAUUGAUGGUUAUACAAUCCCUCGUUGUUUAACGAGAAUUCUUUACUAAUUUAUAUCUUUAAUUGUAAAUAAAAACAGAUUAGUCUACAACAA
Messenger RNA from Anolis carolinensis (green anole), 3397 nucleotides. It is a transcript of the gene irx2, whose product is annotated as iroquois homeobox 2. Gene Ontology annotation, cellular component: nucleus. Gene Ontology annotation, molecular function: DNA-binding transcription factor activity, RNA polymerase II-specific; RNA polymerase II cis-regulatory region sequence-specific DNA binding. NCBI's taxonomy places the organism in Eukaryota, Metazoa, Chordata, Lepidosauria, Squamata, Anolidae. The record is from RefSeq and is a predicted model, not a curated record. The coding region runs from base 1123 to 2649 and encodes 508 amino acids. Gene Ontology annotation, biological process: neuron differentiation; regulation of transcription by RNA polymerase II; cell development. The transcript has 5 exons.